UCAAGGAUGUUCUUGUCCUUUAUUUUGUUACUGCUUGUGUUCACGCCACGUGCGGAUUCAUCCUGGUGGUACAUUGGGGCGCUGGGGGCACGGGUCAUAUGUGACAACAUUCCUGGUCUGGUCAGUAAGCAGAGGCAGCUGUGCCAGAGACACCCUGACCUCAUGCAGUGUAUCGGGGAGGGCAGUAAGGAGUGGAUCAAAGAGUGCCAGCACCAGUUCCGCCACCAUCGCUGGAACUGCAGCACCCUCGAACGCGACCACAGUGUGUUUGGUCGUGUCAUACUGCACAGCAGUCGUGAGGCAGCAUUUGUGUAUGCAGUCUCCUCUGCAGGUGUUGUCUAUGCCAUUACCAGAGCCUGCAGCCAGGGGGAGCUCAAAACAUGUAACUGUGACAGUCAGAAACGGGGCAAAGCCAGUGAUGAUGCAGGUGACUUUGACUGGGGUGGUUGCAGUGAUAAUAUUAACUAUGGCAUAAAGUUUGCCAAGGCCUUUGUGGAUGCCAGGGAGCGGACGGUCAGAGAUGCACGAGCGCUGAUGAACCUCCACAAUAACCGCUGUGGGAGAAUGGCAGUCAAACGCUUCAUGAAACUGGAGUGCAAGUGUCAUGGUGUCAGUGGGUCAUGCGCCUUAAGGACCUGUUGGCUGGCCAUGUCUGAUUUCAGACGGACGGGAGACUACCUGAGAAAAAAGUACAACACUGCAGUUGAGGUCACCAUGAACCAGGAUGGCACAGGGUUUACUGUGGCCAACAAAGGCUUUAAAGGAACAACCAAGAAUAAUCUAGUGUAUGUGGAACAUUCCCCGGACUACUGUCUUAUGGACCGGACCACAGGUUCUCUGGGCACAGCAGGACGGGUGUGUAACAAGUCCUCUGGAGGAAUGGACGGCUGUGAGGUCAUGUGCUGUGGGCGUGGCUACGACACUACUCGCAUCAAACACAUCACUAAGUGUGAGUGUAAGUUCAGGUGGUGCUGUGCAGUGGAGUGCAGAGACUGUGAGGACACUGUGGACAUUCACACCUGCAAGCCUCACAAGCGACCUGAUUGGCUGGACAAGACUUGA
Messenger RNA from Chanos chanos (milkfish), 1062 nucleotides. It is a transcript of the gene wnt2ba, whose product is annotated as wingless-type MMTV integration site family, member 2Ba. Gene Ontology annotation, molecular function: frizzled binding; cytokine activity. The coding region runs from base 7 to 1062 and encodes 351 amino acids. Gene Ontology annotation, cellular component: extracellular region. The transcript has 5 exons. NCBI's taxonomy places the organism in Eukaryota, Metazoa, Chordata, Actinopteri, Gonorynchiformes, Chanidae. The record is from RefSeq and is a predicted model, not a curated record. Gene Ontology annotation, biological process: cell fate commitment; canonical Wnt signaling pathway; neuron differentiation.